Molecule: messenger RNA, 5519 nt
Organism: Mirounga angustirostris (Northern elephant seal)
Lineage: Eukaryota; Metazoa; Chordata; Mammalia; Carnivora; Phocidae
Gene: PIDD1
Product: p53-induced death domain protein 1
Exons: 16
Coding region: 2643-5390 (915 amino acids)
Biological process (GO): DNA damage response; signal transduction; apoptotic process
Molecular function (GO): protein binding
Source: RefSeq, a predicted model, not a curated record
UGCGCCCCUCCGGGGCCGCGUGGGCUCCGAACUGCCCUCCGCGCCCACGUGGACGUCAGCACGCGCCACGCGUUCAUGCUCGGUGCCCGGGAGCCUGCCGCAGGUUGGCGCGCAGAGAGGGAGCCGGCGCGGCCCUGCUGCUCCGCAACAUAGGUUUUAGAACGAGGACGCACGGGAGUAAAUAAACGAAGCAAUCCCGGGCCGACGUACGCCCGAAGGGAUGAGCCGGCCCUGAGAUCUGGGGCGAGCACCAGGCAGAAGGGUCGGAAGCAGGGGCCCCGCGGUGGCUGGAGAUGGGUCCAGAAGCAGCCUGGGCUGUCACUACCAAGUGUAUGUAGUUCAUCGAGCACGGGUGUAUUCGUGCAAACCACACCAUUCCUGGGGGUGUCGUCGCUGUCAUUACCCCCGUUUUAUGGAGGAGGUGGGGCGCAGAGAGGUUUCCUUGCUCAAGGUCUCACACUUGGGGUAAAGUGGAAACCCUCCUGGCAAGGGCGGGAUGUAAUUGCAAUACACAGGGAAGUGGCAUGUUGUGAUGAUUGUUUUCAGAGUUAAUACAUGAGAUUUACCGUCCAACCAUACAAUUCAGUGGCAUUGGGUGCCUUCUCAUGACACAGCCAUCACCAGCCUCUAUCUCGACUGCUUUCCAUCUUCCGAAGUUGGAUUCCAUACCUGUUUUUUUUUUUUUUUAAAGAUUUUAUUUAUUUAUUUGAGACAGAGAGAAUGAGAGAGAGAGAGCACAUGAGAGGGGGGACGGUCAGAGGCAGCAGCAGACUCCCUGCCGAGCAGGGAGCCCGAUGCGGGACUCGAUCCAGGGACUCCAGGAUCAUGACCUGAGCCGAAGGCAGUCGCUUAACCAACUGAGCCACCCAGGCGCCCGGAUUCCAUACCUGUUAAAUAACUCCCUAUUCCCUCCUCCAGCCCCCGGCACCCACCAUUUUAAUUUUUGUCUCAAUGGAAUUUGACUACUCUGGGGGCUUCACCGUGGAAGCAUACAGUAUUUGUCCUUUAGGAUCUGACUUAUUUAGCAUAAUGUUCUCAAGUUUCGUUCACACUGUGGCGUGUGUCAGAAUUUCGUUCACUUUUAAAGCUGAGUAAUAUUCGGGGCGUCUGGGUGGCUCAGUCCUUAAGCGUCUGCCCUCGGCUCAGGUCAUGAUCCCAGGGUCCUGGGAUCGAGCCCCGCAUCGGGCUCCCUGCUCCGCGGGGAGUCUGCUUCUCUCUCUCCCACUCCCCCUGCUUGUGUUCCCUCUCUCGCUGUGUCUCUCUCUGGCAAAUAAAUAAAUAAAAUCUUUUAAAUAAAAAUAAAGCUGAGUAACAUUCUUGUGAUUUUUUUUUCUUUUUUUAAGUCCUGGCAGCUACUUAGAAACGGGAGGUGGGACAGGAGUUGCGGAAAAUGGAGCCUGGCCGAACUGCCCAUCCUGGUGGGAGGGCUGGUGGCAGCAGGGGAGCUGGAGGAAGAGGGUGUGCAUGAAUUGAUUUGGGGCAGACUGGGUGAAUGAGCACAGAUGGGGUAGGUUCUCUUAAGAGUCAGACCUAGUUUGAGGUUCUUGGCUUUGGCACUUACCAGUAGUUAAGUGACCUCGGGCAAACUGAUCUGACAGAGCCUCCUUUUCCUUCCCUGUGAGAUGCAAAGAUUGAAGGAGGCAACGUGUGGGGAAGCCCACUGCUGGGGCUCUUGGACCAAAGUGAUUGCCGGUAAAGCAAGAUCACAGGAGCUGGGACCAGGUUUCCAGAGGAGGCCCAGGAAGGCUUCCGGGAGAAGGAGGCCCUUGAGGCUGGCCGGGGAAUGGUACAUCUAGUGCUCUGGCUUCUGGCAAGAGGCGGAUGUGAGGCGGCAGCUGCGAUCAGCCCCCAAAGCCCUCCUCCGUCCCGAGAUUGCACCAGCUCACUUUAAGGGGGCCAGAACGCACAGCUCCAGAGUAGGGCGGGCCCGAGGGCCAGGAAUCUCCGAAAGGGCGGGUUUUGCAGCGCGCGACGCGGGCCUUCCCAGCGGGAGAGGCCGGACUGAGGCAGACUAACAGGAAGCCGAGUGCAGCUGGCUGGCGGCUGGCGGCUGCCGGUUGGGGUCCGCGGCCGCAUCGCCAGGGCUGCGGGGAGGGGAGGGACCCGGAGGCCUUCGCCGGCGGUCCCAGCCCCGAGCAAGGGGCGUGCUGACUGGGCGGGACCCGAGGCCUGGCCCUCUCGGGAACGCGCCGGCGGACGGCGCCCAGCCUCGAGCGCAGGUACGCGCAGGGCGCGGGCGGGCGGCGGGGACGGCGAGGUUGGGGGGCCUCUCCCGGCCAGGACCAGCCCCCAAGCCGUCGGAGCCCGGAAUGUGCAGACCACUGCCCUCAUCAGCAGACCUAGGUUCCCCAGGCUCCUCUGCACACAGGUCUCCCUGCUUGCUGCCUUUCCAGUCCUGAGGUUCUCAUUCCCCAGCCCUAUUUCAACUAUGAUCUGUUCAGCUGAGGCUUUGGGCUCUGUGGAUCAGCUGGCCUGGCUCAAGGACUGCCCCCAAGCCAGAAUCCCCAUUGCCCUGAGUAGGAGGGCCCAUCCCCACUCCCUUCCACUCCUCCCCCUGACUCUGCAGCCUCCCUGGGCCCUGCCUGAGCAGGCCUGUUUGGCAGGCUGGGACAUGUCUGGACCCCGAGGACAGCCGGUGGGCGAUGGCUGCAGAGGUGGAGGGGCUGGAGCCCGAGGCAGCUGCUACAGAAGAUGCUGCGGGAGAUGCUGCGGAUGCUGUGGAUGCGGAGCCUGGGGACCCCCCUCUCCUGGUUGGGAACCGGUUGAACCUGGACCUGUACCCUCGGGGCUGCCACCGGCUGCUGAAUCUGUGUGCCCAGCGGCCCCCUCAGCUGCUGGAAGUGGAGUUCUUGCGGCUGAGUGGCCACGAGGACCCUCGGCUGCUGGAGGCUACCCUGGCCCAGGUGCCGUGCAGCCUGCAGCACCUUCGCUCCCUGGUCCUCAGAGGCAGACAACAUCGGGACGUGCUGGGUGCCUGCUCCCGGGGCUCCCUGACCACACUGCCAGCUGGCCUGAGUGGCCUGGCCCGCUUGGCCCACCUAGAUCUGAGCUUCAAUAGCCUGGAGACACUGCCGGCCUGCAUCCCACAGAUGCGUGGCCUGAGCAGCCUCCUGCUGUCUUACAACAGCCUUUCAGAGCUGCCUGAGGCCCUCGGAGCCCUUCCCUCCCUCACCUUCCUCUCUGUGAGCCACAACGGCUUGCAGACGCUCCCUACAGCGCUGGGAUCCCUAUCCACCCUGCAGCGCCUUGAUCUCUCAGAGAAUCUUCUGGACACCCUGCCCCCUGAGAUUGGAGGCCUGAGCAGCCUCACCGAGCUCAAUCUGGCUUGCAACCGGCUGCAGGGCCUCCCGACCUCCCUUGUGGGGCUACGGUCCUUGCGGUUCCUUGUUUUGCACAGCAACCUCCUGACCUCAGUGCCUGCCGGCCUAGCCCACCUCCCGCUGCUCACCCGACUGGAUCUGAGGGACAACCAGCUCCGGGACGUGCCCCUCGAGCUACUGGACGCCCCCUUUGUGCGCCUUCGGGGGAACCCCCUGGGCAAGGUUCUACCUGCCUCCCACAGUCCCCCAGAGACGCCCGUGACCCCCGAAAUGCCCAGACUGUUCCUGAAUUCAGAUUUGGACAGCUUCCUUGUGACUCCCCAAGGCUGCUCAGUGACCCUGGCCUGUGGGGUCCGCCUGCAGUUCCCUGCUGGGGCCACCUCUAGCCCUGUCAACAUCCAGUAUCGACUCUGGCUGCCGGAGCCACACCUCGUCCCCUUGGGUCCCCAUGACUCCCUGCUCAGUGGGGUCCUGGAGCUGCAGCCCCACGGGGUGGCCUUCCGGCAGGAGGUGGGCCUGUGGCUACUCUUUGUGCCCCCCCGGGCCCGGCGUUGCCGUGAGGUGGUGGUCAGGACCCUGAGUGAUGACAGCUGGAGUGACCUGGAGACUUACCUGGAAGAAGAGGCACCCAAGAGGCUCUGGGCUCACUGCCAGGUGCCCCACUUCUCGUGGUUCCUCGUGGUUUCACGUCCUGUGUCCAACACCUGCCUGGUGCCACCGCAGGGGACGUUGCUGUACUCCUCAGGACAUCCUGGGGUCAAGGUCACAUUCCCCCCUGGGGCCACCAAUGAGCCUCGUCACGUCCGCAUGCAGGUGGUGCACGUGGGCAGCAGAGAGCUUCGAGCCCUGCUGGAGGAGCCUGAGGCGGCGGCGAGCCCCCUGCUGUGCCUCUCCCAGAGUGGCCCCCCCAGCUUCCUCCGGCCUGUCACUGUGCAGCUGCCUCUGCCCCCUGGUGUCACAGGCCUGAGUCUGGAUCGCGCUUGUCUUCACCUGCUGUACCGGACCCCUCCUGAAGUAGCCUGGGAUGACAUCACAGCUCAGGUGGCACUGGAGAUCACCCACCUGUACGCUCGCUUCCAGGUCACACACUUCUCUUGGUACUGGCUCUGGUACACCACCAAGACCUGCGUGGAGGGCCUGGCUCGGAAGGCCUGGGAGCGCCUGCGACUGCACAGGGUGAAUCUCAUUGCCCUGCAGAGGCGCCGAGACCCCGAGCAGGUUCUGCUCCAGUGCUUGCCCGGCAACAAGGUGGAUGCCACCCUGCGGCGGCUGCUGGACCGGUACCGAGGCCCUGAGCCCUCUGACACGGUGGAGAUGUUCGAGGGCGAAAAAUUCUUUGCUGCCUUUGAGAGGGGUAUUGACGUGGAUGCUGACCGCCCGGACUGCGUGGCGGGCAGGAUCUGCUUUGUGUUUUACUCACACUUGAAGAACAUGAAGGAGGUGUAUGUGACCACCGCCCUGGACCGGCAGGCUCAGGCUGUGAGGGGUCAGGUGUCCUUCUACCGGGGAGCAGUGCCCGAGGAGGUACCUGAGGAGGCAGAGGCUGCCCGGCAGAGGAAGGGCACAGACUCCCUCUGGAUGGCCACUCUGCCCAUCAAGCUGCCGAGACUACGGGGGUCCCAGGGGCCAGAGCAGGGGCAGGGGACCAGCCUCUCCCUGGCCCCUCUGACCCUGGGUGAUGCCGAGACUGGCUUCCUGACCCAGAGCAACCUGCAGAAUGUGGCUGGGCGCCUGGGCCCUGACUGGCCAGCCGUGGCCCUGCACCUGGGCAUGCCCUACCGUGAGCUGCAGCGCAUCCGACAUGAGUUCCGGGACGACCUGGAUGGCCAGAUCCGUCAUAUGCUCUUCUCCUGGGCUGAGCGCCAGGCCGGGCAGCCAGGGGCUGUGGGGCUCCUAGUGCAGGCCUUGGAGCAGAGCGACCGGCUGGAUGUCGCUGAAGAGGUGAGGGCUGUCUUGGAGCUCGGCCGCCAGAAGUACAAGGACAGCAUCCAGCGCACAAGCCUGGCCCCCAGGGGCCUUGCCCCACCUGAGCCUUCAGCAUCACAGUCCCCAGAGUCUGCCCAGGCCUAGACCCCACUGACUUUGGGCGGGCCGCUGAUGGACCCUGGCCAAUGGUCAGAGGCCCCCAUUUUCAAGCUUUCCCUGUGUAUGGGGACAGUGACCUCCCAUGUGUAACAAAUAUGUCCUGUUUUGGCUGCU